AUGGUAUUUUUAGGGUUCUGGACACAAACAUCCCUGCAAAAGUAUCUCUUAUUUGGACACAUUUUUUACCUAUUUACGAGCACAAUAUUUGUUCCAUUGCUUGCUUCGAUGAUUGCAAUAUGGCAAGUUUUUGACGGAGCUGUGCAUUUGUUAUCUUUGGAACUUGGAAAAAUGUUAAUAAAUACCUCAUGGAAAUACGUAACUAUCCAUGUGAUGAAUGCAACAUUUAUAAUUCCGUGCAAUCAACUACUUCAAAUUUCCCAGUUAGCAAGUAAGUGUAACGAAGUUUUAUGA
Molecule: messenger RNA, 294 nt
Organism: Theileria equi strain WA
Lineage: Eukaryota; Apicomplexa; Aconoidasida; Piroplasmida; Theileriidae
Exons: 2
Coding region: 1-294 (97 amino acids)
Source: RefSeq, a predicted model, not a curated record